Messenger RNA from Aspergillus ruber CBS 135680, 2499 nucleotides. Its product is annotated as glycosyltransferase family 2 protein. NCBI's taxonomy places the organism in Eukaryota, Fungi, Ascomycota, Eurotiomycetes, Eurotiales, Aspergillaceae. The transcript is spliced from 3 exons. The coding region runs from base 279 to 2024 and encodes 581 amino acids. The record is from RefSeq and is a predicted model, not a curated record.
CGCAAUUUCAGACCAGCACAUAACUCAAAACAUGAGCUAUACGGGCAAAAGGAUUUAUAGUCAAUUGAUCAUCUAUGGAUACAAUGCAAAUCUCCAAUUCCUACUACCAUGAGUCCUUUUCCAGCCCAAUGACUGGUUGUCAGGAACAUUUACAUUGUACUCCUAUACCAGACGUUCACGUGAUUCCACAUUCACUCAAAAGCCAUGAGCCUCUCUUCGUCUGAGCUGUGCACCUCCAUCUUACUCUCCCCAGCCUUGGGGCCAUCAACCUCGCCAAGAUGUUCCAGUGGGCGUCACGCUGUCUUCCUGGAUUCAGCAUCAUUGCCUUGGUAUUCCUGCUAGUCUUUACAUCUAACUCAAUUCCCUUUUGGUCAUGGAACUCACUUUGGCCUCCUGCCAAAGGGCCUUCACCUCCCUCAACGGGGGAUAAUCCAGUUCUCAAUGUUGCACAGAAGAUCUUCAUAGUUUACACGGUCCUCGUCCACACGAACAUGCUUUGGUUCGCUGCUCGUCUGUCUUGGUCUCUCUGGUAUGUCACUAGACAGACUAAACAGGUUCUGGGCAGACGCUGGAAAGCAAACCAGGAGGACUUUGUCGAUGAUCCCCCUCCGUCUUCUCACAAACUACCUGAUCCGUCCGUUUUCAAAUUCAACAACCCCGAUGUGUACGAGGUGAAUGACCAUGAGGUGAUUCAUGCUGUUAUAUUGCCUAACUAUGGGGAGGAUCUCCAUACGCUCAAGACUACUUUGAACGUUCUUGCUAGUCAUCCACGAGCUCGUUCGCAGUAUGAGAUCUAUCUCGCAAUGGAGGAGAAAGAAAUAGAUGCCGUGGAAAAAUCUCAAAAACUCAUCUCAAAGUUUGAAAAGUCCUUCCUCCACGUUCGAAGCACGUUCCACCCCGCAGGAUUACAAGGAGAGAUUGCAGGCAAGAGCUCGAAUGUCGCCUUUGCAGCUCGUCAGAUCGUCCACGUCCACCGUGCAGAACUCAGGACUGGCUCUUGCAAUGUCAUGAUUACUGUGAUGGAUGCCGAUACGCAUCUAUGGCAGGACUACUUCACCGAGAUUCGUCGUCUCCAUUACGCUCAUCUCACAGAUGACGCAGACCGUACCCUCUACUCCUGCCCGAUUAUCUUCGACCGCAACUCUCAUGAAAGCCCCAUACUAGUCCGCUGUGCAGACCUCCUCUGGGGCUUUGCUGGUCUCUCGACCAUGUACCCAGGCACGAGCAUCUCGAUUCCUACGUCCGUGUACUCGUUACCACUCUCUCUUGCUGAGAAGGUUGGAGGCUGGGACAGUGACCCAACAGCUAUCGGCGAGGAUAUGCACAUGAUGCUCAAAUGCUAUUUUGAAACCGCUGGCAAUCUGCUCACACGCGUGGUCUACGUCCCCGCUAGCCAGUGUAACGUGUCUGGUGAUACAGCCAGCGAUCGAAAAAUACCCAAGUACCGUCGAACCCUCGAUACCUGCCACGCCCGGUAUCGUCAAGCCCUAAGGCAUAUGUGGGGAGCGCUAGACUCUGGCUUUGCGACCCGUCGUACUUUGACCUACCUUCGUUUACACAGCAGAUGUCUCUUCCUCCGUCCUAGGCACCUGGCUCUCCUCCACCUGCUCUGGGAAGCACAUUUCCUCCCUGUGCACCUGAUGAUCCUCAUGGUGUUCUCGACCGUUUAUGAGUUUACUUCUUCGUCACUGCACCCCAACAUGCAUCUCGCUCUAUCUGUCACCAACAUUCUCCGCACAACCUCCUUCAUCUGGAUGAACCUGUGCCUCGCCCUAUACGAGCGGUGGUACGAUUUCUGUCUCCACACGAGGAAGGAAGACAUGCUGCAAGCGAACGUGAACGAUACGGGCUUUGCCAUGCGUGUCUGGUGGUACUUGCCAUUUCUCCUCGAGAGAAUCUGCUUCCCCAUUGCUGGAACAAUAUUCGGAGCUAUCCCGACGUUGCAUGCUGUCUUUUCGCAUUUCUGGACGGAUCGGUUGGUGUAUAGGGUUAGUAAGAAACCGGACUUUACGUCUCUGGUUUGAUGGUGGUAUACGGGAUUUAUGAGUUAUGAUUUAUUGUCUGUUGUCCGCGUUCAUAUCUGCUCAUGUUUUCAAUUUGCCAUGUCCGAUAUAUGUAUGUAUGUACGAGUACCGCGUCUAAUACCUAAUACGUAGAUAUAAUGCAAUCAUGCAGCACUAUGUCUAUAAGAGUAAUGCCACCCCUCCUUCUUGAUAUCCUCUCUAACCUUAUAAUUCUCCUCUGCAAUCCUCACCAGCCCCAUAUCCAUAUCCACAACCCUCACCCCUUCCUUAUUUCCCAUAUCCGCAACAACACCGACAACCGGCAACACAACCCUCGACAACCCGAAAUACCGAUCCCCUGGGCCCCCAGCAACAUUAGCAAAGAUAACCCCGCAGGUAUUCUCAAAAGUCCGCGCCGUAAGCGUCGACUCGAGGAAUAGCUCUUCAGACGAACGGUUGUAUUGCAAUGCCUCGGACGACGCAUCAUACCGACUCC